UAAUAAAGUGCUGGGAUUAAAGAUGUGCACCACAUCCCAGGCCUAGGCAAUGUAUCAUUUUCCUGUGGCUUAUACCUGAAAGGUGACAGCAAUACAGUAGAAAAACCUCCACCCCCAAAGGCUCACCAUCAUAGCCUCCAUCUCUGCUACCUUCUGCCUCACCUCUUGAUUCUGCCCUGGUUGUUCCACGCAACACAUGAUGUAAGUGGCAAGUCCAGGAAUCGGCUGCAAUAAGCGUGUGUCUACCCCUUGUCCGGUCAUCAGCGUGAGCAGAGAUGGGAAAGCUCAUGUUCGUGAUCCCUCUCUGAGGAGGUAGGAUCCUUACAUCAUGAGAUGGGCAGUGACCCAACAGACCUAACAGCUGACUUUCUGCAACAGAGGACAAACCUAGGCUUCGAAAUCAGAACAGUUCCCAGAGGGAUGAAUGUUGAGCUGGAACUCACCAGAUGUGUGUUGGGAAAAGGUAAUGAAUGAAAGUUCAAGGACAGCAAAGAAGGAUCAGGAGGUGGGGAGCACUAGACAAGGGGGCUGAGCAGGCAGGUGGGCAAGACUCAGACUAGCAGGCCCUGAAGGCCAUGUUAGGUACUGCAGAUGGCCUUCUGGAGCUCUCAGGAGCCAUGAUGAGUUCAAGUGGUCAACAGAUUAGCACACUUGCAGGCAAUUCUGUCAUGGAAACUAGAAGGGAAGUUGGAGAUUUCCGGAAUACUACAGGAAAGGAGGAGAUAGUGCCCAGGCCUGGGCAGUGGAGAAUUGAAAGAAUUGAUAGAAACCAGAGUUGAAUCAGCAUUCUCGAUAAUGGGGGAGUCCGAAGAAGGCAGUAGCACUGGGAGUAUUCAGAUUGAUCAGGUAAAUGAGUAGUUGUGGACAACAGAGGAGGAGUGCUAUUUCUUUGUGGGUUUGUUUGUUUUGAGAAAAAGUCUCAGGAUACAGCCCAGGCUGGCCCUGAACUCAUGCUCUUCCUGCCUCUGCUUCCCAAGGUUAGGAGUGUUGACAGUCCUGCACCUCCAUGGCUAGCAGAUGAAGCGAUUUAGAUCAUGAAGUUGCUUUUUGGUGUAUUGGAGGUUUGGGUUUGGUUGUUUUCUGUUUUGUUGUUUGUUUUUUGUUGUUGUGUUCAUGAGAAGGGUCUUCCUUUGUAGUCCAGAGCUGGCUUCAAACUUAGGACCUUCCUGAGUCUCUCAGAUGAGGUACAUUGUUUCUGUACUUGUGGAACAUGUAAGAAGAGAGGUCUGAGAGACAAUCAGACCUAAGGAUCUAGGCCUCAGAGAAAAGGGUCUGGAGCAGAGAUAAAAACUUGAGUCUGGGGCAGAGGUGAUUAAAGGCACAGCAAAGUAUGUUCCAGGUGUUUAUGGAGUAUAUGUUAGGAAAGCCCAAGAAUGCUCUGAAAACAGGUUUACUGCUCCAGAAAGGUAGAGGAAGAGGGAGCCACAGAGAAGGCUGAUUAGGACCAACCACACCAGCAAGACGAAAACCAAGCAAAUGAGUGUCAUUUGUCAUGUCCCCAGGAGGGACUAGCCCAGGGUAUGGAUGUUGCAAAAACAGUUUAGAGAGCAUCAGCCAAGAGCCCAGUGGAUAGAAUAGAGGGGGCCAGCAGCCCCAGGUUGGGGCGGGGGCGAAUCAGUUUAGGGCUAGGAAAGGUGGCAGUGGGGUGUAAGGGAGCAGAGAAGGAAAAUUUGGCAUCUCUAAGAAUAGCUAUGGAGGGGGAGGAAAGAGGGCAGCAGGCAGAAGCUGCACAAAGUUGGUGGUUGGAGAGUCUCUAGAUCUUUCCAGGGUGGCAGGAAAGGGAGAGUGUAAAACCAAAGAGGGUUCUGGGGAAAGCUGUGGAGAGAGAUGAUAAGGGCUUGUGGCUGGAGGGAGACUGUUCCCUGGGUCACAGGAGCUGGUUAUCAGGUUGUCAUUUCCUCCACAGGUCCUCUAUCUUUUUCCUGCUCUUGGCCUGGCUCUCCUUGGAGCUGGAAGAGAGAAGGACCCAGUCAUACCCUGGAAGAAGGUCCGUGCCUUCAGAGGUCUUUCUGCCUGACUGUAAGCUGGGGCUGGGACCAGAGGAGGAGGAUCUGAGGGGGACUAAGACCAAGGACUGAGGACAGGGGUGGAAGAGAGGGAAAAGUCUGGGACGUAUGGAAGCUGUUUCUGGAAGGCAUCCUGAGAGCUAGAGCAGUGGAGGGCUGGAGCCUAGGAAAAUUAUGCCAAGGGCCAGGGUGGCAUCCUUAUAACUCCCUUUGCCCACAGGUUCAUAUGGCUCUCCUCAUCCUGCUCUUCCUGCUGCCAAGUCCCUCACAUUCCCAUCCCACUUGUGAUGUCUCCAAAGUGACCAGCUUGCUGGAAGUGAACUGUGAGGACCAGGGGCUGACUGCAUUGCCCGCAGACCUGCCAGCAGACACAGGCAUCCUCCGCAUGGGCAAGAACAAACUGGGCACCUUCUCCACAGCAUCCCUAGCGCACUUCACUCACCUCACUCAGCUGGACCUGGAUGAAUGUGAGCUGACCAGCCUGCAGACUGACGAGGAACUGUCGAAGCUGGAUAACCUGAAAUUAUCCCACAAUAACCUGCGAAGUCUGCCCUCCCUAGGACAGGCUCUGCCUGCACUCACUGUCCUUGACGUCUCCUUCAACCAGUUGGAAUCACUGUCUCCUGGUGUCCUGGAAGGUCUAAGCCAACUCCAGGAGCUCUACCUGCAGAACAAUAAUCUGAGGAGUCUGUCCCCUGGACUCUUCCUGUUCACCACCAAGCUGAACAAACUCAAUCUGGCCAACAACAAAAUGUGUGAGUUACCCGCUGGGCUCCUAGAUGGGCUGGAAGAUCUUGACACCCUCUACCUUCAAGGGAACCGGCUUCAUACAAUCCCAAAGGGCUUCUUUGGGACCCUCCUCUUGCCUUUUGUUUUUCUCCAUGGCAACACCUGGUAUUGUGAUUGUGAUAUCCUCUACUUCCGCAACUGGCUCCAGCAAAAUUCCAACAAUGUCUACUUAUGGAAGGAGGGUGACAAUGUCACUGUCUUGACCCCUAAUGUGGCCAGUGUACGAUGUGUCAAUUUGGGCUCCGCACCUGUCUACUCUUACCCAGGGAAGGGUUGCCCUACCAGUGGUGAUAGGGAUAUAGACUCUGAUGACCAUGAUAAUUUCUCUGAUGUACCUGCUACAAGGGCCGAGGUCAAGUUCUCUACUAACACCAAAGCCCAUACUACCCACAGGGGCCUACUCUUAGGGUCUCCUACUUCUCCAGACAGCCAAAUGCCUUCUUGGCCUCCAACCCACAAACCCACUAACAAACAGUACACAUCCACCCACAUAUAGAUCCCAGGAUUCACCACACUCCCACAGACCAUUAAAUCCAAUGUACACUCUUGUAGUCUAAAACCCAAAACUAUACCCAUCAUCACCCCAAUCACCUUAGAGCCUGCCUCUACCUUGACUAGCUCAGAGCCCAACACCACAUCAAUGCUUACAGCCUCCACUCUGACUAUUCCAGAGCCCACCACCUCCACCCUUACUACCCCGAGCCCAGCAGCACACGCCAACCACCCAAGAGUCCAUCACCAUCCCAACCACUCCAGUGUCCACCAUCACCCAAGUGUUCACUACCACCUGGGCAUCUUCCCAAAUAAGACCAUUUAA
Peromyscus californicus insignis is the source of this 3612-nucleotide messenger RNA. Its product is annotated as platelet glycoprotein Ib alpha chain-like. Lineage: Eukaryota; Metazoa; Chordata; Mammalia; Rodentia; Cricetidae. Gene Ontology annotation, cellular component: plasma membrane. The record is from RefSeq and is a predicted model, not a curated record. Gene Ontology annotation, molecular function: protein binding.